Messenger RNA from Polistes dominula (European paper wasp), 3127 nucleotides. It is a transcript of the gene Aasdh, whose product is annotated as Aminoadipate-semialdehyde dehydrogenase. Lineage: Eukaryota; Metazoa; Arthropoda; Insecta; Hymenoptera; Vespidae. Gene Ontology annotation, biological process: amino acid activation for nonribosomal peptide biosynthetic process. The record is from RefSeq and is a predicted model, not a curated record. Gene Ontology annotation, molecular function: protein binding.
UUCAAUUAUUAUGGAACCAUUAAAUAAAAAGCAAAAGUUAAAUAAUGAUGAUGAUGAUGAUGAUAAUGUAAACGACAUAUUCAAAUCUUUGAUUGAUAUCAUUGAUUGGAAUUAUUUAAAUAACACAGCAGUAGAGUAUCAUGAAUAUAAUAAAAUUUAUACAAUUACAUAUAAACAUCUUAAUGAAGGAAGAUAUAAAAUUGCAUUGAAAGUGUUAAAAUAUAUAGAACAUUUUGAAUUUAUUGGUAUUUGCGAUGAUGUUCCUGAAUUUUGUAUACCAACGUUAAUAUUAGGAAUAUUAACAAAAGGAUGUGGUUUUGUUAAUUUAUCUUUAAAAAAUGUUACUACGUAUAACAAGUUUGUAUCUACGUUAUACAUAAAAUACAUUUUUCUACGACAUCCUGUAGACGUUGAAGAUAUUAUUUGUAAAUUUAAAUUAUACGGUGCAUAUAUAUAUUUAACCAUAGUAAAAGAAGCACAGGAACGAUAUAUAGAAAAUGUUCAUAGUGGUUAUGCUUAUGCAAUUUCUACAUCAGGAUCAACUGGUGAAGAAAAAAUUUGUAAAAUACUUCAUUCUUGUAUAGUACCUAAUAUCAUUGAUUUAAAAUUGAUUCUACGUAUUUCACAUCGUGACAAAAUUGCACAACUGACAAGUUUAACAUUUGAUCCUAGCAUAAUAGAAAUAUUUUUAAGUCUUCAUUCUGCCAGUACAAUAUUUAUGGUAUCGAAAAGAAUUAAAAAUGAUGCUGAUAGACUUUUAAAUGUAAUACAUUGGAGCAAAGUAACCGUAUUGCAAACAACUCCAUCGCUACUUUUUCAUAGAUGGUCUCCUGAACGUCUUUCCAGUACAAUUCUUGGAAUAUUUAAUCCAUUGCAUGUAAUUAUCUUGGGUGGCGAACAUUUUCCCGAGAUAGACAAACUUAAAAAGAUUAGACAUAUUGAAAAUAAUACUGCAUUUUUUAAUAUAUAUGGCAUUACAGAGGUAUCAUGUUGGGCUAGUAUUAAUGAGAUUGUUAAAUUAGAUAGAAAAAGUAUACCUUCUAAUCUUGGUAAAGUUUUGUCUAAUACAAUAUUUGAAGUUAGAAGUGAAUAUGAUGGUAGUCUAGUGACUGAAGGUUCAGGUCAUCUUUUUAUUGGAAGCAGCAGUAGAAUAUCUGUUAUUGACAAUGAAGUUUUUCAUAAAUUGACUAAACCUGUAUUUCGUAAUACAGGUGAUAUUGUACAUAUUGAUCACCUUGGACGAAUAUUUUAUCAAGGAAGACAUGACGAUAUUAUAAAACGAUAUGGAAAUAAAUUAAAUUUAUUAAAACUUAAUGAAAUAAUAAACAAAUUAGAUUUUGUACAUAAUUGUUAUUCUUGGUGGAACAAGGAGAGACAUAAAUUACAUUUGUGUAUACACAUUAGAAUGAUUAAUGGAAUUAAUAAGUAUAAAUUAAAACAAAAAGUUAAGUUGCAUUUAGAAAGUUUACCUGAUUUUUACAAACCAGAUAAAAUUCAUUUUAUGAAUGAUAUUCAACUUACCAAAAAUGGCAAGAUUUGUAAGAAAUAUUUACAAAAUAUAUGUACGCAAGAUAAAAUUGUAUUGAAUAAUUAUCAAGAUGAAAUUGAAGAUAUUUUUACAAGUUUAUGGGAUAAUUAUUUAUAUUCUAAAACAUAUGGAUUUAUAAAAUCAGGUGGAACUUCUAUCAUGGCUCUUCAAAUUUCAACAGAGAUUUGUGAACUUGUAAAUAUACAAUUUCCUAAUUUAAUUGGAAUGUUAUUGAAAGAUUCUACAUUUGAGGAAUGUCUGACGUAUCUUAAAUCAUCAUUUAAUUUAACGCCCAAUGAAAUUGAUGUUUCUAUUAAUAAUACGUCUAAGGAAACAUGUGCAAUUAUGGAUAAAUCAAUUUCAAAUAAUUCUAAUAAUAUAAAUGAAGAAAAUAUAUGUUUAUGGCAAAUAUGUAAAGGAGAAACGAAUAAACAUAUAUCUUUUAAUAAUCAAAUAUUAAAGUCGUAUAAAAAAGUAUCUAAUAUUCGUGUUAAAAGUACAUUUAAUUUAAUUAGUUGUGUAGAUUCGUCACCAACUGUAUUUCAGUAUAACAAGAAAAUAUUUGUUACUGUAGGUUCACAUUUGGGUGUAAUUUGUACAGUCGAACUUGAAGCAGAAAAUAAUAGGGAUGCAUAUAAAAUUCAACUUCCAAAUUCAGUUGAAGCUUCAAUUGUAGUUUUAGAUAAUUUCAAAGGUAUCGUUGGUUGUUACGAUCAUCAUAUUUAUUGUUUUUGCUUAAAGACAGGAGAAAUUGUUUGGAAAUAUGAAACAGGAGAUAUAGUCAAAUGUACAGCUUUAUUAUCUGAAUCUAAUAAUGUAUUAUAUAUUGGAUCUUACGAUAAAAACAUAUACUGUCUUUCCACUGAAAAUGGAAGGAAAAUUUGGAACGUGAAAUUCAGUGAAUCGAGUAUUACAGCAAAAGGAAUUUUACAUUCAACAACGGAAUCAGUAUUAUUUGGAACAUUAGGUGGUACUUGUAUAGCAUUAAAUCAAUCUAAUGGAAAUAUUUAUUGGAGACGUGAAAUAUCUAGUUCUAUUUUUGUAUCACCUGUUAUACUUCACAAUGGAUUUGUACUUUUUACCGGAGUAACAGGUUUAUUAAUCUGUUUUGAUAUUCAAGCUGAUACAAAGUUAUGGACAUACGAAGUAAAUAACGUUAUACUUUCAAAACCCAUAACACAAUAUGAUUCGAUAAAAAAUUGUGAAAAUAUUAUCGCAUGUUCGCGCAAAAGUAUUCAUUAUUUGGAAUUAAAUUAUACAGUAGAAAAGCACGAACCAAUAGCAAAGUAUGUUAAAAGUGUAUCAUCGGAAAUUUAUACAACACCUUGGAAGGAAGAUAAUUAUGCGUGUAUAGCUUGUAAAGAUGGUUCAUUAUACAUCUAUGAACUUACCCAAGGAGAUAUAUUAUCGAGUAUUAAACUUGAUGGAGAAAUAUUUUCAUCACCGGUUGUGAUAAAUGGAUUGAUCGUAGUUGGAUGUAGAGAUGACAAUCUUUACAUUUUAGAACAAUGUGAAGAAAAUAUUGACAAAGUUUAUACAAAUUCAAAAAAGGAUUUUAAAAUUAAAAAAAUUCCUAAAAAAACGACAAACUCAAAUUAA